Molecule: messenger RNA, 1335 nt
Organism: Pyrenophora tritici-repentis Pt-1C-BFP
Lineage: Eukaryota; Fungi; Ascomycota; Dothideomycetes; Pleosporales; Pleosporaceae
Product: AraJ, Arabinose efflux permease
Biological process (GO): transmembrane transport
Cellular component (GO): membrane
Molecular function (GO): transmembrane transporter activity
Source: RefSeq, a predicted model, not a curated record
AUGGCUAUGAGGUCAGAAGGAGAUCUUACUACUACGACGGCAACACCCGAGACGCAAUCGCAAUUUGAGCUUGAGUCUAGGGACCGAUGGAGUGAGGAACGGGAAUUUGAGUCGUUACUUCCACCAUGUGAUGGAGGCAAAGAUGCAUGGAGUUUCCUCGCUGCGGCGUUUGUGAUUGAGAUUAUGGUUUGGGGCUUCCCUUGGUCCUAUGGUAUCUUUCAAGAGUACUAUAGUACCACGCUUCCCUUCUCCGGCGCGUCUGGUAUCCCUGCCAUUGGUACUUCCGCAAUGGGUAUCCUUUACAUGGUGGCGCCUUUCACUUUUGGCUCCCUGAUUCGCUGGCCUCGGUACAGACGACACGCUAUGAUCGUUGGACUUCUCAUCAUGUGUCUCUCCCUGGGAUUGAGCUCAAUCUGUCAAACGGUCCCCCAACUCAUCGUCACUCAAGGCAUCUUCUACGGAAUCGGUGGCGCAGUGACAUACAGUCCAGUCGUCACAUUCCUCGACGAAUGGUUCGUUCACAAGAAAGGGCUCGCAUUCGGCAUCAUGUGGGCCGGCACAGGACUCGGUGGUGUAGUUGUCCCGCUGUUACUUCAAUGGUUGCUAGACACAUACGGCUUCCGCACCAGUUUACGUAUCUGGACACUCGCCCUCUUCCUCAUCACACUCCCAUUAACAUUCUUUCUGAAACCACGGCUACCCGUUCCAGCAACCAAUCGCGCACGCAUAACCUUCACAUUUCUGCGCAACAAGACCUUUUGGAUCCUACAAGCCGGAAAUGUAAUGCAAGGACUUGGAUUCUUUGUUCCAUCAAUUUACCUACCCACCUACACAAAAAGUCUCGGCUUCAACAACACAAUCUCUACUUUGCCCAUCAUUCUUAUCAAUAUCGCCGCUGUUAUCGGAUCCAUCAGUAUGGGCACCAUCGUCGAUCGUACACAUGUCACGACCGCGAUCCUCAUCUCCACCGUCGGCGCAAUGUUAUCUAUAUUCCUCAUCUGGGGCUUCAGUACCUCAUUGCCGCCACUGCUCGCUUUCUGCUUCAUGUACGGCCUUUUUGCCGGUAGCUUCACGAAUACAUGGCCGGGAAUCCUGCGGACGGUACAAAGGAGUACAGGGCAGAUGGAGAGUUCGAUGGUGUAUUCUUUCCUGUCGCUGGGGAGGGGUGUUGGGAAUGUGGUUUCGGGACCGGUGAGUGAGGCACUCAUGAAGACGGGUAACGUAGGUGGAAUGGGGCUGUAUGGAACGCAGUAUGGAAGUUUGGUGAUUUGGACCGGGAUUAGUGCUGCACUUGGGGGUAUUAGUAUCAUUGGUAGGAGAGUUGGAUGGCUGUAA